AAAAGUUUCUUUUCCUUUUUCAACUGUGACUACUACCAACAUUUUUCACUUUGCUUCUCUCUCUCUCUCUUUCUUUUGCGAGAGGAGCUUCGAGAUCGGCGACGAGCGAUAAAUGGCGAAAUCAAGCGCCGACGACGGCGAGCUCCGGCGAGCUUGCGACGCCGCAAUUGAGGACCCGAAGCAGAAGAUCGUGAUGGCGCUACGCGUUGCCAAGAGCCACGGGAUCUUAGGAAAAUCUUCCAAGCUUGGUCGUCAAAUGGCCAAGCCUAGGGUUCUCGCUCUCUCCAUUGUUGGUGACGACGUGGUGUUUCCUGCAGCGAAAUCGAAAGGUCAGCGGACAACGGCUUUUCUUCGAGUUUUGAAGUAUUCUACUGGAGGAGUUCUUGAACCUGCAAAACUAUACAAGCUAAAGCAUCUCUCAAAAGUGGAAGUUGUAACAAAUGAUCCCAGUGGAUGUACAUUUACUCUGGGAUUUGAUAACCUUAGAAGCCAGAGUGUGGCUCCUCCUCAAUGGACAAUGCGCAAUAUUGAUGACAGGAAUCGCCUCCUUCUAUGCGUCUUGAACAUCUGCAAAGAUGUUUUGGGUCGUCUUCCUAAGGUUGUUGGUAUAGAUGUUGUGGAGAUGGCUCUUUGGGCUAAGGAAAAUACACCCCCUGUUUCGGUUCAAAAUAAAGUGCGAGAUGGUGGUCCUGUUGCAUCUGCUGUGACUGAGACAGAAUUGAAAGUCAAUGUUGAAAAGGAGCUGGUCUCACAGGCAGAGGAAGAGGACAUGGAGGCUCUUUUGGGAACUUAUGUCAUGGGUAUUGGUGAAGCAGAGGAGUUUUCUGAAAGGUUGAAGAGAGAGCUCCAGGCUCUGGAAGCAGCAAAUGUGCAUUCUAUUUUAGAAAGUGAACCUUUGAUGGAUGAGGUGAUGCAAGGGCUUGAAGCAGCAACCAGCUGUGUGGAAGAUAUGGAUGAAUGGUUAAGCAUAUUCAAUGUAAAACUCCGGCAUAUGAGGGAGGAUAUUGCAUCAAUAGAAACCCGCAAUAAUAACCUGGAAAUGCAAUCGGUAAAUAACAAAUCUCUCAUUGAGGAGCUUGAUAAGCUUCUUGAGCGAUUGCGUGUGCCUUCUGAGUAUGCAGCAAGUUUGACCGGAGGUUCAUUUGAUGAAGCUCGAAUGCUUCAAAAUGUAGAAGCAUGUGAAUGGUUGACCAAUGCCUUGCGUGGUCUUGAUGCACCUAAUCUAGACCCUAGUUAUGCAAACAUGAGAGCUGUUAAAGAGAAGCGUGCAGAACUUGAAAAAUUGAAAUCUACUUUCGUCAGGAGAGCCUCCGAAUUCUUGAGAAAUUAUUUUGCUAGUUUGGUGGACUUCAUGAUAAGUGAUAAAAGUUACUUUUCUCAGCGGGGACAGUUAAAGAGGCCAGAUCAUGCUGACCUGCGGUACAAGUGCAGGACAUAUGCACGUCUUCUGCAACAUUUGAAGAGUCUUGACAAGAAUUGCCUGGGUCCACUGAGAAAAGCUUAUUGCAGUUCUCUAAACUUGCUUCUUCGCAGAGAGGCCCGUGAGUUUGCAAAUGAACUUCGUGCCAGUACUAAAGCCUCUAGAAAUCCAACUGUUUGGCUUGAAGGUUCCACAGGUUCUGGUCAGAAUGUAAAUGCUACUGACACUUCCACAGUCUCUGAUGCUUAUGCAAAGAUGCUUACAAUUUUUAUCCCACUUUUGGUGGAUGAGAGUUCUUUUUUUGCACACUUCAUGUGUUUUGAAGUUCCUACACUGGUUCCUCCUGGAGGUGUUGUUAAUGGCAACAAAACUGGAUAUGAUGAUGAUGAUGAUUUGGGAAUUAUGGACAUUGAUGAAAAUGAUAGCAAAUCUGGUAAAAAUUCUGCGGAGCUUGCAGCUUUGAAUAAAUCACUUAAAGAUUUACUUGAUGGAAUUCAAGAAGACUUUUAUGCUGUUGUAGACUGGGCAUACAAGAUUGAUCCUUUACGCUGUAUAUCAAUGCACGGAAUAACAGAACGCUAUCUCUCUGGUCAGAAAGCUGAUGCAGCAGGAUUUGUACGUGAUUUGCUGCGUGACUUGGAGUCUCGGAUAUCUAUGCAGUUCAACCGUUUUGUUGAUGAAGCUUGCCAUCAAAUUGAAAGAAAUGAACGCAAUGUUCGCCAAAUGGGUGUCCUAUCUUACAUUCCCAGAUUUGCAACCCUUGCAACUCGCAUGGAGCAGUACAUCCAGGGUCAGUCUAGGGAUUUGGUUGAUCAAGCAUACACAAAAUUUGUUAGCAUAAUGUUUGCAACUUUAGAAAAAAUUGCACAAACAGAUCCAAAGUAUGCAGACAUUUUUCUUUUUGAGAACUAUGCUGCCUUUCAGAAUAGUUUGUAUGACCUCGCCAACAUUGUGCCCACUCUGGCAAAGUUUUAUCAUCAGGCCAGUGAAGCCUAUGAACAAGCUUGUACACGCCAUAUUAGCAUGAUUAUCUACUAUCAAUUUGAACGCCUAUUCCAGUUUGCUCGAAGGAUUGAGGACUUGAUGUUCACUGUUGCACCUGAGGAGAUUCCUUUUCAGCUUGGGCUGUCAAAAAUGGAUCUCCGGAAGAUGUUAAAAUCUAGUUUAUCUGGGGUUGACAAGUCCAUUGCUGCGAUGUAUAAGAAACUGCAGAAGAAUUUGACUUCAGAGGAACUGUUACCCUCCUUAUGGGACAAAUGCAAGAAGGAGUUUCUUGAUAAGUACGAAAGUUUUGCCCAACUUGUGGCUAGGAUUUACCCUACGGAGACAAUCCCAUCUGUAACAGAGAUGAGAGACCUUUUAGCUUCUAUGUAGAGAUUUAUGUAUGUAUAUAUUUUUCUUUCUUUUCAUUUCAUGUAAGUUAUAAUCAUUCUUCUUCUCUAUUUAAUUUUAUUUAUUCAAUAAGGUGUAUCUUUUUUUUUGUAGUUUUAAUUAUUUGAAUCAAGCAUUUUAUAACGUGUCUUCGAACGAAUUGGAUGAGUAUCUUGCAUGUGUAAGCAUUUUCAAGAUUUACGAGUGGCAAUAACGGAUCAGCUUAACACU
Molecule: messenger RNA, 3022 nt
Organism: Cajanus cajan (pigeon pea)
Lineage: Eukaryota; Viridiplantae; Streptophyta; Magnoliopsida; Fabales; Fabaceae
Product: exocyst complex component SEC3A
Biological process (GO): Golgi to plasma membrane transport; exocytosis
Cellular component (GO): exocyst; plasma membrane
Molecular function (GO): phosphatidylinositol-4,5-bisphosphate binding
Source: RefSeq, a predicted model, not a curated record